AUGGCUCCCAUUCUCAAUUUUCACGCUGGCUCGCUUCCCAGCUUCGCCCUCCGUCUCAAGUCGGACGACUCGCUUGACAGCCUCAAGUCUCGUGCUGCCAAGAAGAUCCGCCUUCAACUCGACGAUGGUAUCCCACUCGUAAUCAAGUACGGCUGGUCCGGCCAAGCCUACACUCUCGAGGACUCUGAUGACUGGGAGAUCUUCCUUGAACGCUUCGGCAACGAGAAGGAGGCUGAUCUGUACCUCGAAUCGCCCGAGAUCCCUACCAACAACCGCGCCGAAGAGCACUCGGCCGAUGGCGCACAUGACAGUCCCAACGUCCCCCUCGUUGACGAGUCUACCUUGGUUCACCGCACUCCUGGUCGUGGCAAGAGCGGCGGUGUUAGCAUCCACCGUGUAGCUGCCCCUCACAUCCCUUCCGCCGAUGACUACAGCGAAGCCGGAGGAGUCACUGCUGGCGGCCGAGACUCGAUCAUGUACCCUCCCCCUCGCGAGCCUGCUGCUCAACCCGGCUACAGCAAGCCUUCCCUUCCCGAGCCUCCCGCACCAAAGGCUACCCACGACGACGCCAUCUCGACACACACCAGCAAGACCCGCAAGACCAACCAGACUGCCGUCUCUUCCGUUCCUUCCCACAAGAUCGCCUUCCAGGAGUUCCACUCGCAACUCGGUGUUCGUCUCCUCAAAGGUAGCAUUGGUCCCAUCCAGGAUGUCCCCAUGAUGCUCAAGUCUGGCUACCGACACGUCUACGUCAGCCGAAGCUUUGCUCUCAACCACGGUUUCAUCCCCAAGGACACCACUCCAGGCACCUACGGUUUCAACGGCAUCACCAACCUUGGCAAGUGGCCCGUUCAGGUCGGCUCCAAGGCCGUUCCUUGCACUGUUAUGCUUGCCGAGGACAGCUACUUCCCCGUCAUCCUUGGCAGGAGCUUCAUGGAGAAGCGUGGUGUUCGCACCGACCCUAUUGACAUGACCUCGGUCACUUUUAUGGACAACGGCGAGCGUGCCGAUGUCGAAGUUGUUGUCGUCAGGGACGAGCACGGCGAGCCCGUUCCCAUCCCUUGA
Ustilago hordei is the source of this 1065-nucleotide messenger RNA. RefSeq lists its product as uncharacterized. The record is from RefSeq and is a predicted model, not a curated record. The coding region runs from base 1 to 1065 and encodes 354 amino acids. The transcript has 4 exons. Lineage: Eukaryota; Fungi; Basidiomycota; Ustilaginomycetes; Ustilaginales; Ustilaginaceae.